CACAAGAACGCAUAAUGAAACCACAACAAUUCAAAUGAAUAUUAUCUGUUCGUUUGUUUCGCUAAAAAAAAUUGUCAAUUUUGAUGAAGACAACACAACUUUGAAGUUAACCAUGGCUUUCCCAACAUACAUCAAAGAUGAAGGUGAUAUGGAUUUUGGUACAGAGUGCCCAAUAUUUCCACCGAAUUGUCGUUACAAAGUCGCUUCUGUUACUAUCAACGGUAGAAGCAUUACAACAUUAUUGACCGAAGAUGAAGAAUUGUUAUGCUUUCCUCAACUGGUCGAUUACUUCUUGAAAGACCAUGUGGCAGGCAUGCCUACUAUUUAUGCUAAAGUAAAGCGAAUGGGUAUCAUUGCAAGAAGCUGCAAUCUCGAUCAAGUUCGACUCAUGCGAAGCAUGGGAGCCAUAGGGCCGGUUGUAAAUCGCUGUAAACUUAUCACGAUGGAUGAUUUCAAGAGACUUUACGAAGAUUGUCUCUUGUUUAGAGGGCCUGGUCGUCGUAAACGUGUUUCCAGUGACGCAAGUAAUUGCUGCACACCAGUGAAGAUCAUCAUUAAACGUCCAUACCUCGAAGAAAAUGACGAUGCUGAAGGAUCCCUUGGUGUCGGAAGGAAACCUGAAGAAGAAAUGAUUGUGAACGUGUCUUCGCCAUUAGGAAACCAAGGCAGUUACUUUUCCAGCUCAAGUGAUUUUAAUAAAUCAAACGAUGGAAAUGUCAUGUCAUAUCGUCGCUCAAAUGGCUAUUCACCCACUGAAGACAAGCUUGGUUUUCCAUCUAUGAUCUACACAACAUUUCCUCAUCAAGCUCCUGGGGCAGUUACAUUGACACAGACCUUUGAUAAUAGACUUUCUACCACAACAUCACCUAAAACAACUUUGAUCCAACCAAUAAACGGGGAAAUGUCACCUACAGAAGGAACGUUUGAGAAUCAAGUAAAAUCGGACAACCAACCACUGAUGAACGAAAGCCCGAUUGAAGAAGACGCGUGUUUAAAUGAUCAAUCUUCAAGUAAUAACAGGCUUGAAAAUGGUAUUUCCUCUCAGGACUCUGUGCCCACGACUCCUAACAGCACAUCAUCUGUAAUAUCAACAGACCCGCCAAAGACAAGUCCAAGCAGUAUUGGUGUUGUUAAAGCUGCUGCCACCAACGUCAUAUUUACACAUGUUAAUGGGGGAAGUUCAAACUAUAGUCCCCGGUAUUCAAACAGAUGCAACUCUCAAAGUGGAAAUCUUCCUGUUAUAACUUCGAAUAAUAUGAGACAACGUGAAAGAAUGACGUCAUCAGAAACGUUGCUUGGAAACAUACAGGGAUUACUUAAAGUAACCAGUGACAAUGUGCGCAUGGUGGAACGACAGAUGCUGGUCGACAGAGACGAGUUUUCAAAAGAAUUCCAAAAGGAAUACGAAGGAAGAGUAAAAGCAACAAAGAUGAUCACAGAUUUGCAGAAAGAUAAAAGUAUCUUACAGAGAAAGAUACGCAGAUUGAAGAAAACAACUCGUAGACUAAACAACCAUUAUCAAGCUGCAGAACAACGAUGUUCGUCAUUAAACCGAGAAUUGCAAGAAUCUUCUUAUGCCUCAUUACGGGAACAAAAUGAAAUGUUACAAAAUGAGCUCGAAAAAGAAAGACUUGCCAGGAUUGAUGCAGAAAAGAAACUGGAAGAAGCGCGCGGUGGAAUACAGAAUUUUGUUCACAAUUUUUUCGAAAAUCCAGAGCAAAAUGGUGGAGUUAUGGUUCCCGUGUAAAAAGUUAAGACAUGAUAUAGAAAUAUAGUGCACCUUCGUUACAUAGUUGACACAAGAUAAUGCUGACUUGGCGGGCCUUUUGUCAUGUCAUAAUUGUACUUGCUUCAAGUAGAAGCACAUAUAAAGAAAAAAGUCGCGGUAUAUCUGCAAAAAUGCAAACGCGCGGUUGCAUAUUAUUGGCUAUAUUGUGGUAACAGAAAGAGUGCAAACUAUACUACAGGUUGUGUUAAAAAGCUGCCUCGCGUGUUAUUUACCUUUCAAGUAUAUACUUUAGUACACUGAGUUAUAUGCUUUUCGUGGAAAUGAUACUGCGUAUAUAUCAUGAUAAUUCAUGGGUAUAUCAUGAUAAUUCUAUGAUUGCAGUUGAAGGCAUUGGCGCCUGGAAGAAAUAUCCAGCGCAUUAAAAAUUUGAAAUAUCCAGGCUGGAGAAUUUUUUUGUGAUAGACUCGAAAUCAGAAUUUUUGUUUUCGGUGGUCAGGUCGUUUCCGCGUGUCUAUCAAUCUGGGUUUUUUCGCCUCCUUGCGACGUCCCUUGUUUGCAAGAUUAUGUUUUUACGGUUGCGACAAUACAAGCAGCUAAAACUGUCAAUAUUGUAUAUAUAUAGACUAACUAAAAACAGA
Messenger RNA from Dendronephthya gigantea, 2367 nucleotides. RefSeq names its product dachshund homolog 1-like. The transcript has 11 exons. The record is from RefSeq and is a predicted model, not a curated record. NCBI's taxonomy places the organism in Eukaryota, Metazoa, Cnidaria, Anthozoa, Malacalcyonacea, Nephtheidae. Bases 35 to 1747 code for a protein of 570 amino acids.